AUGGGUCUCCUUACCCCCUUUGUGCCCUACCAUUCGUCGGCUGGUUCGAGUACGAUUCGAAAAUUCGGUGGUCUCCUUACUGUUGAGUGGCUGGAGCCGCCCGCGGGCCGAAGUUUUAUGAUGCGUCAGACCUACAGACUGGACGUGGAAGGGCCGGUCUCGCCCGCCCUACGGAAGCUCAUUGACAGCCCUCAGCGGCCCGAUGGUCCUGCAAUGCAUUUCCAUCGGUACCAGAAUGAGUUCUUCCACGUUGAGCAUGGGAUCUGUGUGGCUGAGGUGGACGGCGUGACGCGCAACCUGACCCCAGAAGACGGAGAGGUCUCUCUCCAAGCGAACCAUAUCCAUCGAUUCUCGAUCCAUCCCGACUCCGGCGAAUUUAUGACAGUGCUGCUGAGUGGCUCAGAUGCUGGAAUUGACAACCAGCUUGACAGACUCUUCUUUGAGAAUUGGUACGGAUACUGGCACGACGCAUUGCUCUACGAUGGUGGCCUGGAUUUCAUUCAAAAAUUACAGAUGCUCGAUGCGGGUGGACACUAUACUCCAGCCCCGGCAUGGAUGCCCUUCCGGCUUUUCUUUGGCUACUGGACUAGUGUGGUUCUUGGCCGCUGGCUUGGGGGUUUACUAGGCUACAAGCCAUUCUUCAAAGAAUAUUCGACGGAUUGGGAAUUCGCUGUAACAAAAAUGAAGAGUUCAUUCUGGACUCGGCGAUUAGUUGACGACUUUUGGGGCGCGAAGGAGCGCUGGAGUAGGGAAGCAGAUCUCUCUGCUGGACCUAUUCCGACCAAUGCAGAACUCCAAUAUCUACUGGAGGAUGUCACAGAAGCCAACAGAGCUCUUAAGGCAAAGGCUGCGGAGAAGAGCUUGAAAAAUGGCUCAUAUGGUAAUGGAACUAAUGGAGUCGUUCACAACGGUGAGACAUCUAGAACAGAAGAGGAGACGGAUAUUGGUAUCUCUUCUGGGUUGAAAUCCGAUUCUGCUCAGGCUCGGAAGCGCUGA
Molecule: messenger RNA, 996 nt
Organism: Penicillium nucicola
Lineage: Eukaryota; Fungi; Ascomycota; Eurotiomycetes; Eurotiales; Aspergillaceae
Exons: 3
Coding region: 1-996 (331 amino acids)
Source: RefSeq, a predicted model, not a curated record